Messenger RNA from Morus notabilis, 462 nucleotides. RefSeq lists its product as uncharacterized. The coding region runs from base 1 to 462 and encodes 153 amino acids. Lineage: Eukaryota; Viridiplantae; Streptophyta; Magnoliopsida; Rosales; Moraceae. The record is from RefSeq and is a predicted model, not a curated record. The transcript is spliced from 2 exons.
AUGAAAAAGGGGAAGGCAUAUGUGCUAGAUGAUAUUCCAAUAGAGAUUUGGAUGACGUUAGGAGAUGUUAGAAUUGUGUGGCUCACUAAGCUUUUUAAUGAGAUACUAAAGAAGAAGCAUAUGCCUGAUGCAUGGAGGAAAAGUAUUCUUGUCCCCAUCUUCAAGAAUAAAAGAGAUGUGCUGAAUUGUAUCAAUUAUAGGGGCAUAAAGUUAAUAAGCCACACUAUGAAACUUUGGGAGAGGGUUAUUGAAAGGAAAUUAAGGGCCACAAGUACCAUCUCAGAUUUAGAAAAGGCAUAUGAUAGGGUAGCGAUGGAAGUUUUAUGGUGGGUGUUAGAAAAAAGAGGAGUGCAUGUGAAGUAUAUUAAGGUAAUUAAGGACAUGUACGAUGGGGUGGUCACGAGUGUGAGAACUGCUGGAGGCUACACGGCAGAGUUCUCCAUUCGGAUCGGCCUUCAUUAA